GCUCUUUUUCGAGAAGAGACGGAAGACGGACUGAUGAGUGCGUUCACGUUUGCGACGAUGGAGAAAAACAGCAAUCAGUCUUCGUCGAUGUUCCGAUUCGACAGCAAGAAAGGGAUUCUUCUUGAAGAAAACAUGGAGGGAUGGGGCAUAACCCGGUUGGCUUGCCAAAUCUUGAAAGACGGCAUUUUUGUGCUGCUUGGUUCAGGGGACAGCAUCGCACAUCCGUCGUAUUCGUCGCUGUCUGACGAGUUGGAAAUCCCGUUCGUUAAUUGGGCACUUUCCGAAGCUCCUGGAAGAUUUGAAGUCGCUUUGAGACCGCCGAUCACCGCCGCCGUUGGCGACGUUAUACGACAAAAGGGUUGGCGAAAUUUUACUUAUAUUUAUGACAGCAAUGACGGUUUAUACAACUUGAAGAACCUUCUGAACUACCUUAAAAGUCGGAAAUGGACGACGUUCGCCGAACUGUUAAAAUUUGACGUCGAGCAGCACGAUUACUUUACCUUUUUCCUCCGUUUCCACACGACUCAUCCCUAUAAAUAUAAUCACAGCUUGUCCAUGAAGGAGGUGGAACGGUUCAAAAAUGGUUUAAUCAAUAUCACUGGCUUCCAAGUGUUUAACGGUAGCUCGCCCCGUUUUCAACGGUUCAUCAGAGCAUGGAGUCGUCUCGACAGUCGAUUGUUUCAAGAAGCGGGUAGCAGCCAUAUUUCGGUGGAAGAAGCUUGCGCUUACGAUUCUGUGUUCGUCGUGGCCGAGGCCAUACACAGUAUGCUCAGGGUCAACGCGUCGUUGUUCCAGAAGAACUUCAAUCGCGACGAGAUGUGGAACUUCAACCACAAAGGCAUAUUUUGCUACCCUCAAGAGGACCGCGAUGACCCCAAUCGCCCAUUCAUCACUUUCGAACAUGGCAGACAUAUUUACACGAAUCUGAAAAGAGUUAGCAUGGACGGAAUUACAGGCCAUAUUAAAUUCGACGACAACGGUCGCCGCAAAAACCAUUCUUUCGAAAUAUUAGACUUGGAAUUUAGUGGUCAAAACGUUGCAUCCAGCACUAUGAAAAAAUACUUCUGGAAAGACGGCGUUGGUAUUUUACCGGAAACUCACGAAAUUAAUCAACGAAAUCGAUCGAAAGUCUCCCUGCUCAACCGGACACGCAUCAUUACAACGAUCAUCAAUGAACCGUUUUUUAUGCUCAAAAAGGAUGCGGCUCUGUACGAAGGCAACGACCGUUUCGAAGGCUAUUGCGUGGACCUGGCAAAGCUGAUUUCGGAAAAGAUCGAAAACUUUCCAUACAUUAUUCGACCUGUGAAAGACAAUCAGUACGGCGUGGCCGACCAAGACGGACGAUGGAGUGGCAUGAUCGGCGAGCUGAUUCGUGGGGAGGCAGAUGCAGCCAUAGCUUCUCUGACGAUCAAUACGUUAAGAGAACGGGUCGUAGACUUCAGCAAGCCGUUUCUCAUCACAGGUGUCAGCAUCAUGAUCAAGAAGCCGAACAAGCAAGAGUUCUCGGUGUUUUCGUUCAUGCAGCCGCUCAGCACCGAAGUCUGGAUGUAUAUAAUCAUCGCUUACAUCGGCGUGUCGGUGAUCAUUUACUUCGUGUCUCGCAUAAGCCCAAAGGAGUGGCGCCUGAACGAGAAUUCAGACGACACACUGACCACGCUGAAUGCGUUCUCGAUUCAGAAUUGCAUGUGGGUAACUUUGGCCGCCUUCAUGCAGCAGGGCACGGACAUAAUGCCGAGAUCUGCUGCGUGCCGUGUUGCCAUCAGCGUGUGGUGGUUCUUCACGAUGAUCAUCGUUUCGUCGUACACCGCGAAUCUGGCGGCAUUCCUGACCUUAGAGAAAAUGCAUGCCCCCAUCGAAACUGCCGAAGAUCUGGCCAGACAGACCAAAAUCAAAUAUGGCAUUCAAUCGAUGGGUUCAACGGCUCAGUUUUUCCAAGAGUCGACGGUGGACGUACACCGACGAAUGUGGCAGUACAUGAUAACACAGGUGCCGAGUGUUUUGGUGAACACGUACGCCGAAGGAAUACAGCGAGUGCGAGACUCGAAGGGUCAGUACGCGUUCCUCUUGGAGGCAACGGCGAACGAGUACGCCAAUACAAGGAAGCCAUGCGAUACGAUGAAAGUCGGACCGCAUCUAAAUUCAUUGGGCUACGGGAUAGCGACUCCGUUUGGCUCUGAUCUGAGAGAAAGAAUAAACCUAGCAGUUUUGGAACUGCAAGAAAUCGGUGAACUGAAACGGUUGGAAAUGAAAUGGUGGUAUGAAAAAGGCCAAUGCGAGCAGGGCAUCAGUGACAACCAGAGCGCAUCUCUCAACCUGAGUAAAGUCGCCGGAAUAUUCUACAGCUUGGUCGUGGGAAUAGUCGUUGCCAAGCUAGCAGCCAUGAUUCAAUACCUGUACCACUUGAGACAGGAAAGGAAGGCAUCAAGGGUAUGUAAGGGCGACGAUCGGUCUUCUUUCGACCCUUGA
Molecule: messenger RNA, 2466 nt
Organism: Soboliphyme baturini
Lineage: Eukaryota; Metazoa; Nematoda; Enoplea; Dioctophymatida; Soboliphymatidae
Source: the annotation of a GenBank genome assembly